Rhodamnia argentea is the source of this 1760-nucleotide messenger RNA. RefSeq names its product putative L-ascorbate peroxidase 6. Gene Ontology annotation, molecular function: heme binding; peroxidase activity. Gene Ontology annotation, biological process: hydrogen peroxide catabolic process; response to reactive oxygen species; cellular response to oxidative stress. The record is from RefSeq and is a predicted model, not a curated record. Lineage: Eukaryota; Viridiplantae; Streptophyta; Magnoliopsida; Myrtales; Myrtaceae.
UUCUUCCAUCACUCUCUUAUUUUGUUUUAGGGGAAAAAGGAGGAGAAAAAAUUUAAAGAUAGAACGCCCUGAAUUGAAUUGAGAGACCUUCCAUUUCCAUUUUCCAUUUUCCAUGGCUAAGCCAACGGUCUAGUUCCACGCUCGCACCAAUCCAGAUUCUCUCUCUUUCUCUCUGCAGCUUUCGCCUCCGGCACCGGCGAUGAUGGCUUUACCGUCGUCGUCGUCGGCCACCAUCUCCCUCCUCACCUGCUCCUCCUCCUCCUCCUCCUCCUCCCGUCCCUCUUCUUUCAGAUCGAAAUUCGAAUUGCCCGCCAAAUCCCAACGGUCUUCUCCCUCACCGAUCAGGUCUCGGGUCGGAGCUCUUGAAUCUCCCCCAAGCUCCAUUGACCAUGCUGCUUCUUCAGGUAAGCGCGCUUCCGCGUGUGGCCUGUGCUUCCUAAUCGAUGUUGUAAAUCCAAUUGAUUGCCGUCUUUCCGUUGCAGCUGGAAACCGCGUUUCGAGGAGGAGGAAGCUCAUAUGUGUAGCCACACUGCCGUUUCUCCUUCAGUUGCGCGGUUACUUGGACGGAAUCGUCGCCGCCGACGCCGCCGAGUUAGAUAUGGUCGAAUACACAAUGAUAAAGGAAGAGGUCAGAAAGGUAGUUUCCAAGGCGAAGGCCGCUGGUGUGCUUCGUUUGGUAUUUCAUGAUGCUGGAACCUUUGAAAUGGGUGAAAAAUCAGGUGGUAUGAAUGGUUCCAUAGUUUAUGAACUUGAAAGGCCUGAAAAUGCUGGGCUAAAAAAGCCUGUGAAGAUCCUAGAGAAAGCAAAGAGUGAGGUGGAUGCAAAGAGACCAGUAUCCUGGGCGGACAUGAUAACUGUGGCCGGAGCUGAAGCAGUUUCUGUUUGUGGGGGUCCCACUAUUCCUGUUGUUCUGGGCAGACUUGACACAAUGAAACCUGAUCCUGAAGGAAGACUUCCCGAAGAAACUCUUGAUGCUUUAGGUUUAAAGCAGUGUUUUCAGAGGAAGGGCUUAUCGACACAGGAACUUGUUGUAUUAUCUGGAGCCCAUACCCUUGGCAGUAAAGGUUUUGGGAAUCCGGUUGUUUUUGACAAUUCAUACUAUAAGGUUCUUCUAGAGAAACCCUGGAUGUCUUCAGCUGGUAUGUCAAGUAUGAUUGGACUUCCUUCUGAUCGUGCACUUGUUGAGGAUGAUGAAUGCUUAAGAUGGAUCGAGCAAUAUGCAAAUGAUCAGAACUUGUUCUUCAAAGAUUUCAAGAACGCUUAUGUCAAGUUAGUAAAUUCUGGUGCUAGGUGGAGAAGCUUGUGAAAAUUUUCGAUCGCAUGGCGGCAAAAUUUCGCUGUUUUUGCAUUGCACACUGUUGGAGUUCAAUCCUACAGCUAUGGGCGCAUGUGGAGUUGUUUUCAUACCUCCCAAAGUCACAUCAGAGGAUGAAAGUUCCGUUGUUUGGAAAGCGCAAAAGAUCUUGUAAUCAGCAAAUUUAUCCCACCGGAGGCCGUUUAAAAUGAAAAAUGGGCCAAGCAUACAUACAACUGGAAAACUGUGCCACCACAUCCCAUUGACAUGGUACGUCAGAAGCCUUAUUUUAUGGUUUGAAUGUUUGUAGUUAUGUUGGGCUCGAUUUUUGUUGGCCACACUACUCGAUAUAGGUUUGCUCAUAGUUUACGGAGAUGAACAGUGACAAAGAAAUGAUCAGAAGAUGUAGACACGAGUGCAUGUUUCUCUUCAGUUAUUAUUGCCACCUACAGCUUUUGAUUGAUAA